Messenger RNA from Abrus precatorius (Indian licorice), 462 nucleotides. RefSeq names its product GATA transcription factor 26-like. The record is from RefSeq and is a predicted model, not a curated record. NCBI's taxonomy places the organism in Eukaryota, Viridiplantae, Streptophyta, Magnoliopsida, Fabales, Fabaceae. The transcript has 2 exons. Gene Ontology annotation, molecular function: zinc ion binding; sequence-specific DNA binding. The coding region runs from base 1 to 462 and encodes 153 amino acids. Gene Ontology annotation, biological process: regulation of DNA-templated transcription.
AUGGUGUCACCAGGUACUCCACUAUGGCGUAAUGGACCAGAAGAAAAGCCAGUGUUAUGCAAUGCAUGUGGAUCAAGAUACAGGAUCUGGGGAAGCCUUGAUGACUAUCUUCCCAAACAUUUUCAACCCGAGCACCUCAGUAACCUUGAAAAACUAAUGCCUGGAAGCAGUCUUAAUGUUAAGAAUAUUAUCCCUUCAAGUGAUGAUCCAGAUUCAGAUGAGAAAGAUUCAUCUUUAUGGAACCCUAAGGUCCCUUCAAAGAAACGAUCACGGGUAGUAUACGAGAGGAUAACACCAAUGAAGAGGUUCCAUAAACGACUUCUCAGUAUGUGGAAACAUGGGAAGCCAAAUGAGUCAUCCCCAGAAGAGGUCUUAUUAUAUCAUAACGUGAAUAACUUCAUACCUAGUGGUGAAAUAGGCCUUGGAGCAGUUCUUCUUAAACCAGAUGGUACUUCUACAUAG